CCCCUCGCCUUCUCCCUCGCCCGCUGCCGCGAUGGCCCAGCAGCAGGUGAGCAGCUCGCAGAAGGCGCUGAUGCUGGAGCUGAAGGGGCUGCAGGAGGAGCCCGUCGAGGGCUUCCGCAUCACCCUGGUGGACGAGUCCGACCUCUACAACUGGGAGGUGGCCAUCUUCGGGCCGCCCAACACCCUCUACGAGGGAGGCUACUUCAAGGCGCAUAUUAAAUUUCCUAUGGACUACCCAUAUUCACCACCUACCUUCAGAUUCCUGACCAAAAUGUGGCAUCCCAACAUUUAUGAGAAUGGAGAUGUAUGUAUUUCAAUCCUUCACCCACCUGUAGAUGACCCUCAAAGUGGAGAGCUGCCAUCUGAAAGGUGGAACCCAACCCAGAAUGUCAGGACUAUCCUUCUGAGCGUCAUCUCUUUGCUUAAUGAGCCCAACACCUUCUCUCCGGCGAACGUCGAUGCUUCAGUAAUGUUCAGGAAAUGGAGGGACAGCAAAGGCAAAGACAAAGAAUAUGCUGAGAUCAUUCGGAAACAAGUCCAGGCCACCAAGGCGGAAGCGGAAAAGGACGGGGUGAAGGUUCCUACCACGCUGGCGGAAUAUUGCAUCAAAACUAAAGUGCCUUCCAGUGACAACAGCUCAGAUUUGCUUUAUGACGACUUGUACGACGAUGACAUUGACGACGAGGAUGAGGAAGAGGAGGAGGACGCCGAUUGUUACGACGACGAUGAUUCUGGCAAUGAGGAGUCGUGACCUGCUCCCUCCGGCCCCCGCCCUGCUCCGCCUGCUGUGCCAGAGGGGGCGAGGAGCAGCGGUAACCUAGUGACAGUUCAGCAAAAAAUACAUAUAUACAUGGGGGGGGGGGAGAUACCAACCAAGCCCGCGCCUCCUGCUUUCUCCUGUUGUAUGGAUCUCGGUCUUUCCCGCCCCCCCCUUCCUGUUCUGUUUGGAAGGAAGCCCCUCUGCAGAACGUCACCAUUCUUGCAUUCUUCCCAGUCACUUGUGUUCUGGGUUUUUGUUUCUCUCUCAAGGAAAGGAAGAAAGCGAUGCUCUUUCCGCACACGCCCCUCUUCUCACUCUCCCUGCCGCCUUUUCCAGGAGCAUUCACAACCUGACUCAAAACAGGUUUGCUCUGUGUUUAGGAUCUUGAAUUAAACAGUCUUUGAUCAAGA
Lacerta agilis (Sand lizard) is the source of this 1170-nucleotide messenger RNA. RefSeq names its product ubiquitin conjugating enzyme E2 R2 (gene UBE2R2). Gene Ontology annotation, biological process: ubiquitin-dependent protein catabolic process; protein polyubiquitination. Bases 32 to 751 code for a protein of 239 amino acids. The record is from RefSeq and is a predicted model, not a curated record. The transcript is spliced from 5 exons. NCBI's taxonomy places the organism in Eukaryota, Metazoa, Chordata, Lepidosauria, Squamata, Lacertidae. Gene Ontology annotation, molecular function: ubiquitin conjugating enzyme activity.